ACGAAUUCUCGUGGUAGGGGUAGAUGAGAUGAGAUACCUAUGCAAACGAUUUCGACGUUACCUACUAGGUACCUAGGUACGCACCUAGGUACGCAGAGAUUAGGUUGGUCGAUCACGGGUGAAUCACAGCUUCUUUACCUGAUACUUGAAAACUACCUAUCUAAUAGUAAUGAUAUUCUCAAGUAUCCGUGUAGCAGGGCGGGGUUUGCAGAAUAUGAGGCUGAGCCAUCAGCCAACUUCAAAUUGUCAUGUCGCUGCCGGAGUGCUAUAUUCUUUCAUCUUCUAACCCGAUACUUUUCACCAGUCUUUACGUAUCUUCCCGCAAGCAAACCUUGUAUACAAUAUCAUCUUAUCAACAAACAUGUCAGGAAACGCUGUUGGCUUUGCCUUUCAAGCCGAUGUCACUAACACAGGUUCCCUUCUUCACAGCCUUACGGGGAGGGCCCUAAAGGCUAUGAGUGAUGGUGGUGUUGACUUCUACUCUGUCGUCGCCACGAUUGCUCUAGGCAAGAAUAUCGCUGUCCGAGAUUCUUUGGGAAACGCAGUAUACUCGCACAUCAUGUCGAAGGGUGGCCUACAGUCCGUCCUAUCGAAAGCUCUUAGCAUUGGAUGGGGUCACAAGGCACUUGCAGUUGAGAUGGCAAGCACAAAAGCAGGAACAAACGCCCUUCUACUGGUUGGGGCUCUUGCUACUGGAUCGAGCCAUUUCCAGGCCGCCCAGUGCUUCUCGGAACUUCUUUCCUUGCGUGGCUGUGAGCCCGAUAGGCUACCCAACGUCGAUAUGUUGAAACACAUGAUCGGAUACAUUGCCCCAUUCGUUUAUGAUUUGGGGUUCUCAAAGGUCCUCGAGAAUGUUUCGACGACUACAAUUCGCCUAAUGAGGGCAGCCAAUCGAGACUCCUAUGAACCGUAUAAUCAUCUAACGACACAUGGUGACGCUGCGGGUGUUGCUGGAGGUAUUAAUCAGCUCCUUCUAACCUCUCAGAAAAGAGAAAGCUAUUACUUCGUCACGAAAAUGAGAGGUGCUUGGUUCGCUGCUUUCGCUACUCAUAUUCUCGGGAUGUCAGUCGAGCUACGGCUCAAUGAUGCCGUCCUUUGGGCGUCUGCAGGGGAGAACGGAACUGCUAUCUUUGAAUUGGGCGAGCACCAAAUUGCUGAAUUAUCAGUCCGCGCAAAUAAUGGCAAAUGGAUCGAGCUAGUGGACUCCACAGAUCCGACUAAUCAAGUUGGCAUAGUACUUGACUAUCUAGUCGGUGAAAUGUUUGGUUCCAUGGUUGCCCAAGAGCCGAGGAUCGAUCCCAUCGUUUGGGAUGCGAUACGCCAUGGUAUAGUUCAAAUCACACAUCAGGCGUUAGAAACUGACGAAACGACAAGGGCGAUUCAACACGAAGAUGCAUUGAAAGAAACUCUCGAGGCAUUUGGGUUAAACUUUGACUACAGAGAAUCCUGCCAACGACAAAGGAAAUCGACGUAUUACUUAAGCGCGUUAGACGAAAAUAUACAAAACACGCUGAUCACGACCUGCGGCAAACAUGCCGAAUUUUCAAAAUGGGAUUCCAUCCUUGGCAGAUACGACCGAGUCCUGGACUGCAUAUGCCUACAUGCCGAGACUGUUAUGCGCCGGCUUGUGGUUUGUAUAACGAAUCUCACGCGCUGCCGCUUUGAUGCUAGUUGCCUUAGAAUCCGACAAGAAGCUGAGGAUGCUCUAUCCCCUGGCUAUUAUUAUCACAACUGGGACUCAGGCAAAAUAUCUCUCGAAGAGAGUAUCAAUAAUAUAUAUUGUUUCGUCUGCGACGACGGUACUGCACAAUUUAAGGACAACCGCCCGGCCGCCCACGGUUUUAAUGUACUGAGCCAUUCAGGCGGUAAUAUACUUGGCCGUUCAGGCGGCGGAUAUACUGUUUUCUAUACAAGUAUAAUGCAGAACGAUUGUUACGAUAACCAGGGUCGCUUUAUAUCAUUGUGGCCUGGCACGGCUUCCAUCAAUGGUGUGGCUAGGUCAAGUAUAGUAGAAGACGAUGCGGGUAACUGGGUGCAGGCUUUUCCACAAUUUCCCACUCCCACCUCAUCGAUAGCAUCAGGUUUACUCCUCGAACCUCACUAUUGCCCUUCAGAUAAGAAGAUCCACAUGAGCGUGUCCUUGGACGAAGACUAUAUUUUGGUCUACUUCACAAUUGGACCCAGGGAGCUUAUUACACAAGCUUUCUCUUUCACUUUUUGUAUCAGUUGUUUCAUUAAAUUAUCAUCCCCGCAUUGUUCACACGAUCCCAAGGAGGGCUACAGAGUAGAAGAGGAUCAAUGUGUUGCAGUUGUUGGAUUUGACAGGCGAUCAUGUCCCUAUGUUUUUGGGAGUGGCCAUACCAAAAUUUUCGCUCUGCAUGGCAAUAAACUUGAACAGAUUGUCACCGCGGGGCACCUUACAAGUUCUCUAUGCGUUUUACAAAGACUGGCAUGCUUAAGGUGCUGUAUCAAAUUGGUUUCAGCGGUGGGAGAAUCUCAGGGCGGAGAGGUGAUCAUGGGAGGCUAGCCUUGCCCCUUUAUCACAAAACCCUUAUGUGCACUAUGAGAGAUAUUGGGCCAACUCCCGCUUACCUACCUUCAGAUCAACCUGGAUGCGUACGUACAGAUAUACAUAGGUACCUAGUAGGUACAGUACAGAUACUGUAAAUUAGGUAUACAAAAUAUUGGAUUGGACGUAUGAACAGUCAAAUAAAGAAUCAUUCUAGAGUGUUAUUUUAU
This is a messenger RNA of Annulohypoxylon maeteangense, 2739 nucleotides long. RefSeq lists its product as uncharacterized. Lineage: Eukaryota; Fungi; Ascomycota; Sordariomycetes; Xylariales; Hypoxylaceae. The transcript has 2 exons. The record is from RefSeq and is a predicted model, not a curated record. The coding region runs from base 362 to 2527 and encodes 721 amino acids.